AGGGUUAGAGUGUCAGCCUUUUGCCUUGCUCUGUUAGCAAUGCCACCCUGAUAAUGGAUUACAAAUACAAAAAGGGAUAGGGGAAGAAUCCCUGCGUUAUUGGAAGGACACUAGUGAGAAAAGGAAAAACAUACAGGUAAUGGCAAAAGAGGCAAAGACUACCAUGGAAAAAUUGUUCUGGGGUGUCCUGUUGGUAGGAAGCCUUGUGAAAGUCGCCCAUACUUGCCCCUUUCACUGCACCUGUCAGAAUCUCUCAGAAUCCCUAAGUACACUUUGCGCAAACAAAGGACUUUUAUAUGUUCCAAUUAACAUUGACCGCAGGACUGUAGAAUUAAGGCUCGCUGACAAUUUCAUCCGUGUGGUACAGCAAGAAGAUUUCCUUAACAUGACCGGGCUUGUGGACCUAACAUUGUCCAGAAACACCAUUGACAAUAUCAAACCUUAUACUUUUGGAGACCUGGAAAGCCUACGAUCUCUACACUUAGAUGGGAAUCGUCUCAUCGUGAUACAUGACGAAGCCUUAAGAGGGAUGCUUAACCUUCAGCAUCUAACAAUUAAUAACAACCAACUAGUAACAAUUCCAGUAGCAACAUUUGAUGAUUUCCUUCUUUCCUUGGAGGACCUAGAUUUGUCUUAUAACAACUUAGUUAGUGUACCAUGGGAAGCUAUUCAAAAUAUGGUCAGUCUUCACACUCUCAACCUUGACCAUAAUCUGAUAGAAUCUGUAAUGGAAGGGACCUUUUCAGAGCUGUAUAAGCUCUCACGGUUGGAUAUGACAUCCAACAGACUUCAUACUCUACCUCCAGACCCACUCUUCGUGCGUUCUCAGACUGGGGUCAUUAUCCCAACACCUUAUACAUCCACCAUUGUGCUCAACUUUGGAGGCAAUCCAUUCCACUGCAAUUGUGAGCUCCUUUGGUUACGCCGCCUGGUUAGAGAAGAUGAUAUGGAAACUUGUGCUUCUCCUUCUCAGUUGGCUGCCCGCUAUUUUUGGUCUAUACCAGAAGAAGAGUUUACCUGUGAGCCCCCUCUUAUCACCCGUCAUACACAUCAGCUGUGGGUGUUAGAAGGGCAGAGAGCUACUCUAAAGUGCCGAGCUAUUGGAGACCCAGAGCCAGUCAUCCACUGGGUAUCUCCAGACGAUAAGAUUAUGCAAAAUUCCUCCAGAACAGCUUCAUACAGAAAUGGGACUUUAGAUAUAUUGGUUACUACAAUCAGGGAUGAUGGAUCAUACACUUGUAUAGCCAUAAAUGCUGCUGGAGAAUCAACAGCCCAGGUGGAUUUAAAAAUGAUCCCUUUGCCCCAUCGCAACAAUGGGAGUAUCAGUGUUUUCAGGCAGGACCCAGGGUCUUCUGAUAUUACUACAUCAUCUAAAGCAUCUGCAAAUGUCACAGAGGGGAAAAGAUUGCAUGAACAUGCGGUUAUAGUUUCAGAUGUAACUUCUUCAUCUGCCUUGAUUCGUUGGUUCAUGAACAGGUCAGCCUACAUAGUGUGGAUGUAUCAGGUCCAGUAUAAUUGCACAGAUGAUGAAACCCUUGUGUACAGGAUCCUGCCAUCUACAACCAAGCACUUUGCCUUAAAGCACUUGGUAUCGGGAGUGGAUUAUGACCUCUGCAUACUGGCCAUUUCGGAUGAUGUUGCCACGUCCUUAGCAGCGACUAGGUCACUGGGUUGUGUUCAGUUCAGUACUGGAGAGACAUACCCAGACUGCCGGUCUUUGCAUGCUCAUUUCCUCGGGGGUACCUUAACCAUCAUCAUAGGAGGAAUCAUUGUAGUCACAUUGUUGGUCUUUACAGCGGGCAUGAUGGUCAGAUAUAAGGUUUGCAGUAGCACCCAUACAGACAUUCCCAAGGUUACUAAUGUUUACUCACAGACCAAUGGAAGUCAGCUUGCCCACAAUAGAUUGCCUCUUCAAUAUAGGAUGAACAAUGACUCCGCUAAACCUAGCUGCUCAAAUAUAACUUAUAGAGCAGAUACAGGAAGGAUUGUGCAUGGUGUCAAGCCACAAAGAAGAAAGACCAGACACAGAGAAGUGAAAGAGAGAGAGGAGAACAAAAGCGCUGUGGAAUCAGACGUGGCUAGGACAGUACAUGGUUCAAGUCCAGAAGAUUACAUUGUUUUUGGUGUUCCAAAAGCCAAGCGCAGCUGCUCUGUGGAUAUGGGGGAAAUGGCAACUACUACUUGUUAUAGUUAUGCAAAGCAACUAAGUAUUGUAUGGACAAAACGAAGUCAGUCUGUGCAUGGCAUGCUCUCAAACUGUGGGACUGAGUUAUCCAGGGGAAAAGUGUUAUUUUCUAGCUCAGAUGAGCUUGAAGAAAGUGUGGUGUAGACUGCUUCAGUGUUAGA
Molecule: messenger RNA, 2346 nt
Organism: Xenopus laevis (African clawed frog)
Lineage: Eukaryota; Metazoa; Chordata; Amphibia; Anura; Pipidae
Gene: lrfn4.S
Product: leucine rich repeat and fibronectin type III domain containing 4 S homeolog
Exons: 3
Coding region: 140-2329 (729 amino acids)
Source: RefSeq, a predicted model, not a curated record